UUAACUGCGGUGGGCGGUAUCUUGACGUCCGCAAUCCAGCAGAACUCCGAAGUCUCGGAAUUGGAGUAGGUGCGGUUGUGGAUGUACUUGCUGUUCCGGGCUGAGUCUGCGAGCCGUAUCGGACCGAACCGGACCGGACGAAGACGAGCGCGAUUAAAAGAGCUGAAGAAGAAGAAGAAGAGAAGAAGAAGAAGGGGGUCCGGGUGGCAAUGGGUCACCGCGGCCGGUGAUGACGCUGUGAUGGCAUCAGGAAACGGCGCUGGUGAGGGUCGUUAUGGCGACGCUGGACGCUAACACGGCAGUGGAAAGGCUCCUGGCCGCCGUCCAUCUGGAGAGGUACCAGGCCUCCUUCCAGACAGCGGGCCUCCUAUUGGCCGCCGACGUGGUCCACUUGGAUCACGACGCUCUGGUCAGCCUCGGAAUCACAGCCACCGGGCAUCGCAAACGGAUCCUGAGACUCCUGUCGUACGUCCGGAGGCGGGUAACUCAAGCGUCCGAUCAGAGAGCGCCCGGCGAAGGACGCCAUUCCGCGACGGACCUGCCGUCGCCGACGUCGUCUCGGUCGCAAGCCCCCUGCGGCUCGGAAGCACCGAGGAACAGUUCGGCUCCCCGCCCGGCUGCCGCGCUGAAGCCGGUGCCUAAACCCAGAACCGUGUUUAACCGGCGGCGUACCGCGCCGGUCCACUUCCGUCUCCCUGCGCCGGACACGGUCCCGUCCCCGCACAGGAGGCUCUCCCAGGAGUCCGUCUGUUUUCCGUUCUUAGAAAGCGUCAACUCGCCUCCGGCCACGGCAAAGCGGACGCUCGACCGACAGGACGAGGUGACGCCCGUCGGCGAGUCAGGCGCGACUCUGCCGCCCGUUCCCCCGAGGGUCACCCGUACAGUCGCGCCUGCGGCGUGCCCGUGGCGUUCUUCCCCCGCACGAGCGUACUUCGACCGACCGCUUCCGGCUUCCCGUUCGCCCUCUUCUCCCGGUCACCGUGACGACAGCGGGAUGUCCGGAUCGGGCCUGGGCGACGGCGGCAGGAUGGAGAUGAUCUCCAAUGACAUCUACUGGGGCACCGGGGCGUCCGCCCCUCCGCCGCCGCCGCGACAAACAGCUGACGGGAAAGAGAGGAAUCAGAGAAAUAGCGGCGGCACGUCAGGCAACAACUGGUCGGGAUCGGCCGGAGAUGACCCCGCUGACCUCGACGACGUCAUCAGUCCCUACUCCGAAAGCCUUUUCCAAAGAGGAGGAGUCGUCCCCCUCGCCGCCGAGAAUGACGCCAGACGAGAAGGCGAAAGCAGGUGGCGGGAGUGGCAGCGCGCUGAGGAUCGCGGGCCGGCGCUGUCCCCGGACGGCGACGAGGACCAGACCAUCUCGCCGUACGCCAGCUACGCUUCCCCCAGCGAUAGGGCCACGCCCAUUAUCAGCGGUUGGCUGGACAAACUUUCACCGCAGGGGAACUAUGUCUUCCAGAAGCGCUUUGUCAAAUUUGACGGAAAAAAUCUCAUGUACUUUGGAAAUGAAAAGGAUGUCUACCCUAAAGGAGUCAUCCCAUUGGCCGCCAUCCAGAGGGCCCGCCCAUCCAAAGACAACAAAUUUGAAGUAGUGACGAGUCAGCGGAUCUUUGUUUUUAAGGCUGAUAAUGAAGUGCUGAGGCGCAGUUGGGUUUCUACACUGCAGGACCACGUCCGAGACCAACUGGUGUUGGGGCGUCGCUGGUUGGGUCCCGGUCCUCACUGUCAGAAACAUGGCUCCCUGGAGCUGAAAGGAACCAAGUCCAAAGUUUACCUGGCCAUAAACACAGAGCAGAUUUGGCUCCACAAAAGCCAACAGUGCUUUCGUACCGGGAUCGGCAUCACGGUGAUUGAGGCCCGGGGCGCCACCAUCCGAGACGGGAAACACAAAAAUUUUGACCUCAUCACACCCUACAGAACCUUCAGCUUCACGGCGGACUCGGACCGGGAGAAACGGGACUGGACGGAGGCGCUGCAAGAGGCCAUCACCGAGACCCUGUCGGACUACGAGGUGGCUGAGAAGAUCUGGUCCAACCGCUCCAACCGGACGUGUGCCGACUGCCGGGCCGUCAACCCCGACUGGGCCUCCAUCAACUUGUGCGUGGUCAUCUGCAAGAACUGUGCCGGUCAACACAGAGGUCUGGGCACUAUGGUUUCCAAAGUCCAGAGUCUGAAACUGGACACCAGCGUGUGGAGCAACCAGAUUGUGCAGCUCUUCAUCAUGCUGGGUAACGACCGCGCUAACGAGUUCUGGGCCGCCCACUUGUCCCGAGCAGACGAGCUGGACUGUGACGCAUCGCCAAGUCAGAGACGAGAGUUCAUCGGUCAGAAGUACCGAGAAGGACGCUUCCGACUGGACCAUCCCGCUUUCAGCAGCCAGGAGCAGCUACUCAAGGUCUUAUGCUGUGCGGUCAGCGAACACACGCUCCUCAAAACUGUCACUCACAUCUUCUCCGAAGCCAGAUCCAAUCACCUCACCACGACCGCUCACGGACAGCAGCCGACCAGAGACCUGCUAGAUCCCUACCUGGCCUCGGAUCCUGGCGUCUACGAUGAGAUCAUGAAGACAGUUCUUCAUUCGGGCUUCCUCUUCAGGUCCAAUUGCGCUAGUAGAGGAACGAUGUCCCGGCGAUCUCGAGAAGACUUCCAGAAGUUCUGGUGCUCCAUGGAUCAAUCGCUGCUCUUCUACCAGUCGGAGGGAUCGACAGGAGCGUGCAUGGAGAUCAGCCUGAAAGACGUCGUGUGUUUGGGAGUUAACCGCCCUGACUCGUCCAGCAGUAACGGCUUCGUGGACAGGUUCCAGUACACCUUUGAGUUGUAUCUGACCUCAGACAAAGUCUAUCAGUUUGGUGUGGAGACGGCUGACCAACUCCACGCCUGGACCAGUGCCGUCGGGAAGGCCGCAACGCCGAUAAGCUGUCACUGCCUGCUGACUCGGGAGUUCGAACGCAUUGGACGACUGCGCUACCGAGCAAUGCUGGACCCUCAGCAGUGGAAGGAGGCGCACUUUGUCCUGCAGAAGUCCAACCUCUUCAUAUGUCCCCAGAAUGACGGCGCCGCAGAAGACAUCAUCAACCUGAAACGUCUUCAGGAGCUGAGUGUCACUUCGGAGGGCCAGAACCAAGAGAAGAAAGACAUCCUCGUUUUGGUGGAGAAGGGGAGGACGUUCCACCUGCAAGGUGUCGGCCGCACCGACUUCAGCCUUUGGUGCUUGGACAUCCAGCGGGCCAGCGGGGGCAAGGGGAACGCCCUGCGAGAGCAGCAGCUGAGCAGGAACGACAUCCCCAUAAUCGUGGACAGCUGCAUUGCCUUCGUCACGCAGUAUGGUCUGGGCCACGAGGGAAUCUAUCGCAAGAACGGAGCCAAGUCCAGAAUCAAACUUCUCAUGGAAGACUUCCGAAAGGACGCUCGCAACGUCAAACUACGCAUCGGAGACCAUUUCAUCGAGGAUGUAACGGACGUCCUCAAGCGUUUCUUCAGGGAGAUCGAUGACCCUGUCUUCAUGGCCGACCUCCACCCCCUGUGGGAGGAGGCCGCGACAAUCCAGCUGAAGGGUUCCAGGCUAGACCACUACAAGGAGAUCAUCCGGACUCUUCCACGGGUGAACAGGAUGACUCUGGCCGCACUAAUCAGUCACCUCUACAGGGUCCAGAAAUGCGCCGACCUGAACCAGAUGUGCACCAAGAACCUGUCGCUGCUCUUCGCUCCCAGCCUCUUCCAGACGGACGGUAAAGGAGAACACGAAGUGAAGAUCGUCGAAGAUCUCAUUGACAACUAUUUGUACGUCUUCGACAUCGACGAGGAGCACCAGAAUCAGAUGGAUUUGGAGAUCAGCCUCAUCACCUCGUGGAAAGACACUCAAUUGUCCCAGGCGGGUGAUCUGAUCAUUGAAGUCUACCUGGAGAUGAAGAUGCCGGACAGCUGCAUCACCCUGAAAGUGUCGCCCAGCAUGUGUGCCGAGGAGCUGACCAAUCAGGUCCUAUACAUGAGGAACAUCCCCGCCGGAGACAAAGACGUCUGGAUGACGUUUGAGGUUAUCGAGGACGGACAGCUCGAGCGUCCCUUGCUUCCCAAAGAGAAAGUUCUGGAACAGGCUCUGCAGUGGUGCAAGAUGGCCGACCCGAGCUCCGCCUACCUGGUGGUGAAGAGGGUCCCGAAAGGCGACGGCAUCAACAUUCUCACUUCCUACAAGAGUGACCUGAUGAAGGUCGGUCUGCUGAGGUGUCGCGAGGAGCCGCCCAAACUGCUUCAAGGGAACAAAUUCCAGGAGAGAAGCUUCCAGAUAAAGAAGAACAAACUGCUGCUGCUCAAAGACAAGAAGAGCUUGAAAGCGGAGAAGGAGUGGUCUCUGAAGACCAUGAAGGUCUACAUAGGCGUCCGCAGGAAACUCAAAGCGCCGACCAGGUGGGGCUUCACUGUGAUGUCCCCCAAGCAUCAGCUGUUCCUCUGUUGCGCGAACGAGGCCGACUUGUGGGACUGGGUCAGCAGCUUCCUCAGAGUUCAGAACAACGAGCCGGGCCCCCCCGUCCUCAGACGCCACUCGUCGUCCGACAUCGCCCGGCAGAAGUUCGGCACCAUGCCCCUGGUGCCCAUCCGGGGAGACGAGAGCAACCACGGCAUGCUGUCGGCCAAUCAGACGCUGAGGAAGCUUCACGACCGCAGGACGCUCUCCAUGUUCUUUCCGAUGAAGGUCCAUCGGGACAGCGCGGAAGAACGUUCCGAGUCUCCGGAGCCGGUCUAUGAGGAGGUGGGCGACUUCGGCCUGCAGGUGCUCAAGUCCCUGGAGACCAGCUUCCUAUCCGGGGGCGGCGGCGCGGAGGGGCCGCGAGGCCCGCCUGCGGCGAGACCGCUCCCUGGCCGGCGCGGGAGCGCCGACUCGGACCCGGCGUCGCGUCCUCAGGUCGCGUGCACGCCGUCUCAGGAGCUCCUCCUACAGGAGCUGUCCUCGGUUUUCGGCGGGAAGGCGGAGCCAGACGGAGACGAGCAAGAGGAGGAGAGCAGAGUCCGUUCCCUCGACAGGAUAGAAAUAUAAUAUGCAUGGAAUGACCUGCGGGUGGCACUGCUGUGCCAUCAUUGUACACCCUUACCCUGUGGAAUCUCACACACAGACUUCAUCUGGACUUCCUGUCGACUUUUGGGAUGAAAGCGGCGUUGUCAAAAGUUGCAACCGUCUUUUAUUUCAUUAAAGUUGUCCUGGUUGAACGGACCCAAAAGUUCUCCUUUGAUGGCUCUCAGUGGUUUGGAUGGUU
This is a messenger RNA of Syngnathoides biaculeatus (alligator pipefish), 5249 nucleotides long. RefSeq names its product ArfGAP with RhoGAP domain, ankyrin repeat and PH domain 3 (gene arap3). Gene Ontology annotation, biological process: positive regulation of GTPase activity; signal transduction. The transcript has 35 exons. The record is from RefSeq and is a predicted model, not a curated record. Bases 275 to 5032 code for a protein of 1585 amino acids. NCBI's taxonomy places the organism in Eukaryota, Metazoa, Chordata, Actinopteri, Syngnathiformes, Syngnathidae. Gene Ontology annotation, molecular function: protein binding; GTPase activator activity; phosphatidylinositol-3,4,5-trisphosphate binding.